Porites evermanni is the source of this 628-nucleotide messenger RNA. Lineage: Eukaryota; Metazoa; Cnidaria; Anthozoa; Scleractinia; Poritidae. The record is from the annotation of a GenBank genome assembly.
AUGGCUAUCAUCCAGAGGUCGCUUCAGUUAACAGAACAUGCUUCAGCCAGGACUGCCACUCUGCGUUUCUGUAGAAUUGUAUCAAAAGUAAACAAAGCUUAUUCUUCCCUAGGAAAAGAGGAUUUCCCCGAAGCAGGUGAAGACCUUUUUGGUAAAGGUUUUGCGUCGCGUCUGAAAAAACGUACAGAGACAGCUGCAGAACUAUCUGAAGCUAAGAAAGUGGGACACCAGAAUUUUCUCUCAAACCCUCUACGUGUUCGUUUCUUCCUGGCACGUGGAGGGUCAUGGAACAAGGGACGACGAGGAGCCCUCCAGGGUUGCUGGCAAACCAGAACUCGUCCUUAUCAACCAAGGGGAAAGUGCUACCUUCCCUCCCCAAGCGAAACCUCAAGCAAGCAACAACUACAGGUACGUCCCUAAAUCUUUUACCAAUACACUCUGCCUCAGCACAAGUGGCAGGUCGCCCCAGGUAUUUUCAGGCCAAUCGGCAUCUUAUUUCACAGACUACCCUUGGGUGUUGGAGACCAUUAUGGGCUACAAGAUAGAGUGCAUUCAGUUCCUCAUCGGGAAGCCUUUCCCCGCACUUUCGUUUCAACUGCCCAAAAGGAGGCUGUUCAAGCGAAGAUAG